AGACCGUCGACCGGCCGGGUUCUCAAACUCUCAGUAGUCGUCUAUAUUUACGUAUCGCGCGCGAACAAAGAGCAAAACAACAGAAAAAAGUACAUUCUCAGUCAUUCUUCACGCAUUCUCAAAUUAAUUGUUGCUUACAAGUGAUCAAGGUCAAGUUCUUUGAAGAAUUAAGAAUUUUUUAUUAAUCCCUUAGGGGUUUAUUCAAAAAAACGUAGUUGGACACGUAAUCGGCAUAAUCAUUCUUUAUUUAUAACAGUUUUGUGUUAAAAAUUUUUGGCAAGAUGAGACGUAGCGCAUGCUGCUGCAUAUGUUCCUUAUUUGUCGCUGUUUUGAUAGUUUUCGGGACUUUUUACGCCUAUUCUUUAAUUGAUUCUGCAAUAGCCGGUCAUAAAGAUUGUGAAUGCAUCAAUUAUGAUUGUGGUUGUUGUGCUCAUGUGCACGUAAGUGAUAUACUUGAUGGGAAUUUAUGUUCUAACUUCACAUAUUUACCUGAUCCUGACUAUGGUAUUUCUACAACGAUAACUUAUAAUAAUCUAACUAUAUUCAAUAAGACUGUAUCAGCAAGAAAUCCACCACCAAUUUGUGUAAUCCAUGUAGAGAAAAUUGAAAUGGAAUUUUGCCUUCGUUUUGAAGACUUGGAAAUAAAAGAUAAGUGUUUUACUGGACAUACAGAAGUUGAAAUAGAAUUCUUCCAUGUCGUACCACUAAAACAUAUAGAUCUAGGACAUUUUGCAAUUAAUUGUCCUAAACCCCUUGCUUGGUAUACAAAAUUAUGGAAUUUAGUUAACGUUCCUAUUUAAAAAUAGUGUAUGAGUAUUGGGAU
Messenger RNA from Trichogramma pretiosum, 823 nucleotides. RefSeq lists its product as uncharacterized. Bases 282 to 800 code for a protein of 172 amino acids. NCBI's taxonomy places the organism in Eukaryota, Metazoa, Arthropoda, Insecta, Hymenoptera, Trichogrammatidae. The transcript has 4 exons. The record is from RefSeq and is a predicted model, not a curated record.